This is a messenger RNA of Dissoconium aciculare CBS 342.82, 792 nucleotides long. Its product is annotated as enoyl-CoA hydratase/isomerase. Gene Ontology annotation, molecular function: catalytic activity. The record is from RefSeq and is a predicted model, not a curated record. The transcript is spliced from 8 exons. Lineage: Eukaryota; Fungi; Ascomycota; Dothideomycetes; Mycosphaerellales; Dissoconiaceae. Bases 1 to 792 code for a protein of 263 amino acids.
AUGGCUAUUGUAGAGGUGGACGAGACGGCCCGACCGAUAUACGUGGUGACGAUCAAUCGUCCCGAGGUCAAGAAUGCAGUCGAUCAAGACACAGCUCAUGCACUGCACGAUGCAUUUCAACGAUUCGACCAAUCCGAUGAUUUCGCAGUCGCAAUCCUAAGGUCUUCAGACGGAGCAUUCUGCGCAGGAGCUGAUCUAAAGAGCAUGCUCGAUGGCGAUGGCCGACGGAAAGAGUCUGGCGGCAAUCCGCUACAUAACGAUAUGUCGGCCAUUGCUCCGAUGGGUGUAACACGGAUGCAGCUCUCCAAGCCUGUCAUCGCAGCGAUCUCGGGGCCUGCUGUGGCUGGUGGACUGGAGCUGGCCCUCUGGUGCGACCUCAGAGUAGCUGACUCUUCCGCAUAUUUCGGAGUACUCUGCCGUCUUCGCGGGGUGCCUCUCAUUGAUGGAGGAACUAUCAGGCUACCACGUCUCAUUGGCCUCUCUGCCGCGAGUGAUAUGAUCUUGACCGGCCGUGUUGUUCGAGCCGACGAAGCGAAGCGCCUCAACCUUGUCAACUAUCUUGCUGGCCCUGGCGAAAGUGCCUUCGACAAGGCUUUCGAGAUUGCGAGGCUGCUAGCAUCGCAUCCUCAGACAUGUAUGCGAAGCGAUCGACUCAGCAUGCUGAACGGUAUCGAUACACCUUCGUUCCAGGUAGCGAUGCAGCAGGAAUUUGCAUUGGGCAUGGAGACUUUGCGUAGCGUAGAUUUCGGCGGUGCCGUAGACGCGUUUGUCAAGAAAAAGACAAAAUUGUGA